GGCAACCCCAAGCCGGCGCAACCCCGUCGUAAUGGACCGCGUGAUGGGCAGCGGUGCAAGAAACUCGCACUCAUCCGAGUUGGUUCAAAGUACCCUGAGUGCUUAAUAUCAAUGUAUUAUCAUACUGCGGUACCUAAAGUUAGAAAGUAAGCUGGACCCCCGCGCUGGAGCGAAGCAUCAGAGCGACACCCGACACGCACGUAGCGUCACCAUGCGGCUAUGUUGCAUUUCUUAGGAUCCCUGUCAACAUGCCAGAAAAGUUGGUCAGGGCGCUUGUCCUGCUCCUCAAUUUUCGAAUCUUCGCAUGGGUACUAUCAGGGAAUCAUGGGAAUGUGCAAUGGACGAAAUGGCAAACGCGCGAGGAUCUGGGGAGAAAUGCAAACCUCCGCGAGAACUCAAGAGGGGACUCUAAAAAAAUGACGCCGCAACUGAUUGAAUCACCCAUGAUAUCUCAUUGCCUUAAUUUGGCUCGAAAAGCAGCUAAUUUCCUGGAAAGAGUCACAACGGACUUAUCCCCUGGUCACAAACGGCUGUUUACUUCUAGUUCGUCAAAUAACCCCAUAUCAAUGCAGUAUGGUGUUGUGUACGCUGCAGUCGGCCAUGGAACAAUUCAAAAGGCAUCCGUUUCUGCAACCAGUGUGCGGAGAAUCAUGGAUAACAGCGUGGGCACCCUCCUGGUGACAUCUGAUUUCGGACUGCAUUUGUCCGCAUCGCAGGCAUUAUUCUAUGGCCAAGCUUAUUGGUGGGAUUUUGUCGCAUCAGUAGAUGGGCUAGGUAUGAAUUUUACAUCUCUUCCCGAAUUCGAAGCAUUCACUAUUGCUGACCCCAGAAUACGAAACAAAGGCAACAGUUUGAGUGCAACCAUCGAGUUGAAUAGAAAAAAAGAGAGGGAGCGAAGGAGCUCAAAAGUGACAGCUUGGGCGGCUGUCCGCCAAUUGCGCAGCGCCAAAAUGGUUGCACUCCGACUGGCUUUAGAAACUUUUGGUACGGCCGCCAUUUUUUUGGAUGCGGACACUUUGGUUUGUGAUCCCGCGAUACUGAUCUCUGCAUUUCAAAUGGUGUCUGAUGAGGGUCCUUGGUUUGCAUUUGUGACUGCACCUUCAGAACAUCACCGGCCAAUGCUUGGGCGCAUGUUCGGAAUUUUAAAAGGCGGAGAUAUCCCAGAACCCAACACGGGUGUCAUGGCCGUCUCCUCAUGUGAUGGCUCAAGGCGUGUGUUGCGGCGCUGGAGUGAGGUUUACUGGCAUGAGUCUUUGGCACUCUCACUGAUCCAGAAUCCGAUGGAUCAGCCAGCGCUUCGAACAGCAUUGUUUCUCGAGGUAGCGCCUUGGAUAGCUCUCCAAGGGACUUUAAAUUGCCGAGGGCACAUAAAGAAUUUGAAUGCUCCUCUUCCCUUGCGAUGUGGUGGGUACGAUGCAUCACAUUGGAAGGUGAUUACACAAUCUAGCAUAUUAGAUGCAGUUGGUACUACGCUAAUAACGGCCGCCUCCAUCAAAGCUGUUGACGGUAUUUUAGGCGGCAGAGGCUGCACUGUACUUCACUCGCAUGCGAUUCCAAGGUUCACCGAGCACAGGGCAAUCUUCCAACGCAAUGCGUUAAUAUUAAUGCACAGAUUGCUUGGAUUUGGCCUCGACGAGCUUGCCCGAUCUGCAAAAAGGGGGGAUAGAAGAACUACGCAAGAUAGGCAUACUCGCAAAACUAAGGAUGCCCAUAACAGUUCGGUGCCGCAGGAAAGAGUUGCAGUUUUUUCUUUUGCGCCUCAAGAACUGAGUAGUAAUGCUGUCGUUGAUACUGCCACUGACUGGCGGCGAGGCAGGUGGCGAAAUGUCAAAGUUAUUGUUGGUUCUAUGGCAAAAGACGCCUGUGCAACUGAAUCAAGAGCAUGUGCUUUAAUCAUUGUGAUCAUGGACCCCCUGACUCAACUUGCAGCGGACAACGAGAGUCCCAAGGCCAUAGACCCUAGCAUUCUAGAGGAGCGACUACGUAAUCAUGCAAAGGCAACUGUUCUUGGAGGCAACACACUGCUUGAUGCUCUUUUGCCUUUGAGGAUCGACGAGCUAGAAAGACACAAUGACCCAAGAGCUGCAAGAGUCAAGCAAUUUGGUCCAGGUAACAAAGCCGAGGUUGCAGAUGCCAUUUCUAGACUUGAAACUGAUACGUACUUGAUCCUCCUCGCCUCAGAAAAACAAAAAUCGAUUAAACUCUUGAAUUCUGUCCUUGAAUCUCGGCCAGAUGCCAUCCUAUCUGCAAGGGAAGCUGUAAUGAAUGCUGCAAUGCAUGAUGCGAAGGGCCGUAAAAUCCUAAGCUCCCUUGACUCUAGGUCAAUAGAAUCACUACGGCAUCUCCUCAUUAAUGACAAUCAAAUCUAUGAUGUAGCUAGCACACUUUUUGAUGAACAAUGUGAGGCUCUUUGGGCAGGUCCAGUUGACUCCUGAGUCCUAACUUUACUUCCUUGGAUCUAAUUGUCAUGCUGUGGGGCCCGGGCGGUCCCUCGUUUGGUAUUCGAGUUCCCAGCCACUUGUGAGAUUU
This is a messenger RNA of Pelagomonas calceolata, 2529 nucleotides long. The record is from the annotation of a GenBank genome assembly. Lineage: Eukaryota; Pelagophyceae; Pelagomonadales; Pelagomonadaceae.